Messenger RNA from Salvia miltiorrhiza (redroot sage), 883 nucleotides. RefSeq names its product glutathione S-transferase-like. Bases 116 to 748 code for a protein of 210 amino acids. Gene Ontology annotation, molecular function: glutathione transferase activity; glutathione binding. NCBI's taxonomy places the organism in Eukaryota, Viridiplantae, Streptophyta, Magnoliopsida, Lamiales, Lamiaceae. Gene Ontology annotation, cellular component: cytoplasm. The record is from RefSeq and is a predicted model, not a curated record. The transcript has 3 exons.
AACAUAAUGAGUAAAAUCUUAAAUGAUUGAGAUCAUCUCUCUAUUUAAGCACUAGACAUCACUCUCAUCUUCCUCCACAAACCAUUUUUCACUCCUAUUCUUCAACACAGCAGCAAUGGCGAUCAAGGUCUACGGCCACCCCUUUUCCCCCGCAGCGAGAAGGGUUCUUGUCUGCCUAGCAGAAAAGGGCCUCGAUUACGAGAUCGUGUUGGUCGAUUUAGCAACCGGCCAGCAGAAGAAGGAGCCCCUAAUCUCAAUCAACCCAUUCGGGCAGGUGCCGGGAUUCGAAGAUGGCGAUCUCAAGCUCUUCGAAUCGAGAGCCAUAACGAGAUACAUCGCGCAUGCAUACGCCGACAAGGGAACUCCACUAAUCUCGGAGGAUCCGAAGAAGAUGGCCAUCAUCGGUCUGUGGUUGGAAGUGGAAUCUCAGAAAUUCGACGCCGCCGGCCAGAAACUGAGCUUCGAGAUUCUGGUGAAGCCCAUGAAGGGGAUGGCCGUGGACGAGGCCGUGGUGGAACAGGGGCAAGCCCAGCUGGCGGCGGUUCUCGACGUGUACGAGGCCCGUUUGGGCAAGUCCAAGUAUUUGGGCGGCGACGACUUCUCCUUGGCCGAUCUGCACCACAUUCCGAUCAUCGCCAACCUGAUGAAGACCAAGGUGAAGGCGGUGUUCGACGCGCGGCCCUGCGUCGCCGCCUGGGCCGCCGCGCUCUUGGCCCGCCCCGCUUGGCAGAAGAUAAAUGCGGCUUAGCCACACACACAAUUCUGCACAUGCUAAGUUGUUGGUUUGUGUUUAAUGAGUUGGUGUAGCUCUUGCUCAUGAAUUCUCUACUUCUUUUAACAUAAUUUGAGUUUAUGAUGCUGGAAAUUGCACAACUUGAUUGCA